Messenger RNA from Capsicum annuum, 1175 nucleotides. Its product is annotated as zinc finger protein GIS3. The record is from RefSeq and is a predicted model, not a curated record. Gene Ontology annotation, cellular component: nucleus. Gene Ontology annotation, molecular function: DNA-binding transcription factor activity; transcription cis-regulatory region binding. NCBI's taxonomy places the organism in Eukaryota, Viridiplantae, Streptophyta, Magnoliopsida, Solanales, Solanaceae. Gene Ontology annotation, biological process: gibberellic acid mediated signaling pathway; cytokinin-activated signaling pathway; trichome morphogenesis. Bases 212 to 886 code for a protein of 224 amino acids. The transcript has a single exon.
AACAACUCCACCUAGGCCUUAUUUCCUAUUUGCUUCCUCUCUCUCUCUGUCUUUCUUUCUCUCUCACUUUCUUCUCAUAUUUUUGUGUUUAAUUUCCCUCCUAUUAAACACACACACACAUACUAAACACAUAUACAUAUUCAUACCAUCACACACACACACAAAAAUAAAUAAAUAAUCUACGUGUGUAUAUAUUUGUAUACACAAAAAUAUGGCAGAAUUGGAGUUUCAAAGUAAGCAUGGUAAUAAUCCUACAAGUAAUGGACGUUUAAAGUUAUUCGGUUUCGAUGUAACGGAGGAUCAAGAACAAGAGGUUGACUCAACAAAAAGGUCGAUAGGGUCACCGGAAUCGGGUGGUUUUCCGGCCACCGAUGGCCGGAAAUACGAGUGUCAAUAUUGUUGUAGAGAAUUUGCAAAUUCACAAGCCCUAGGUGGACAUCAAAAUGCUCACAAAAAAGAAAGGCAACAAUUGAAACGUGCCCAAAUGCAAGCUAGUAGAAAUGCAUACAUGAGAAACCCUAUUAUCUCUGCCUUUGCACCACCAUCGCACCUACUGGCUCAGUCAGGCGCGAUGGCGGUCCCCACGAUGUCUCCGUCGUGGGUAUAUGUCCCACGCCCCACGCCACCCUUUCACGUGUCGCAUGGUUGCGUGUUUCCUAAUUCUUCAGGGGCGCGGGGUGUAGGGAACUUAGUGUAUACUAGUAGUAUAGCGGAAUCUAGCUUGACAAGUGUUGGGCCUCAACAAGUUAAGGCCCAUAGUGCUAAAGUUGGGCCCAAUUAUGAUGGGCCAUCAUUGAGUAGAUUUUCGAGUAUGGAUUCUGGGCCCAAUUUUGAUGAUGCAUUUGGGUUGGAUUUGCAUCUAAGCCUUGCUCCUGCUGCACCGUAACGUAUGUUGUUCAGACUCUUCAAAACGAAGUUCAUGAAUACGUGCCGAGUUCGCUAAAAAUAGCUUACUUACUCAGAAUUCGACACGGGUGCAGUAUCGAAAAUGAAGAGUUCACGCAUAUUAGACCAUAACUAGGAAGGAAGAAUUAUUUAUCUUUAUUUCUAUUUUUACUUUUUUUUUUCUUUGAAUUAGUUUUAUCCAAAAAUUAGGAUCUUGUACAUCUCAUAUUAUUUAUUUAUUUUUUCAUCCAAAGAAAAAAAAAAUCCUGACAUAUAUUUUCUGAUGUUCA